Molecule: messenger RNA, 2883 nt
Organism: Sabethes cyaneus
Lineage: Eukaryota; Metazoa; Arthropoda; Insecta; Diptera; Culicidae
Gene: Ccdc39
Product: coiled-coil domain-containing protein 39
Exons: 3
Coding region: 1-2883 (960 amino acids)
Biological process (GO): cilium movement; inner dynein arm assembly; cilium-dependent cell motility
Cellular component (GO): axoneme
Source: RefSeq, a predicted model, not a curated record
AUGGCUCAACCGUACGUGAUCCGGGUUAUGGAGGAAAUGGGCUGGGGUUCCGGCGAUCGCAGUUUCAUACCGAUUGCCAACGAUGAGAACAAACGGCUGCUGGAAUUGGUGAACCGUCUGGCGGACAGCAAAACGGUUUGCACCGAGCGAAUCCAGGAUAGCGGUAGACGUUUGGCCAAUCUGCAGCUGCACUGGAAGAGUGCCCAGGUUGAGUUCGAUCAGAAUCAGAAACUGCUGACGGCGGACAAAAGUCAAAUCGAUGCCGAGCAUGGCAUGCUUAAACUGUCGGAAAACGAAAGCGGUCGGCUGCGGAAGAUGGCACGGGAGGCACAGUACGGCCGGCAGGAGCUGGAACAGCACGAUCAGCGGUCUCAGAAGGAAAUGAAGAAACUCACCGGCAGCAUGGAGCGCCUUACGGAGCGAAUCAAGUGGGCUAAGGCAGCGCUGGCCGAGUGGCAGCAGGUGAUGGGAAACGGCGAGGAAACGAACAAACUGAUUGCCAAAUUUAGCCGUCUGGAUGCCGGUCGGGCAGAGACCCUGGAAGCACGACGGCGAAUGCUCGAGGACAAGGUAUCCAAACGGCGCGCCGUGCUGGUGGAUUUGACCGAGGAAUAUCGCUCGCUGGAGCAGGUACUGGAACGUACGUCUCAGCUGUACAGGCAGGCUCACCAGGAGCGGCGCCAGCUGGUGCUGACGUGGAAGGAAGCCGUGAAGCACAUGAAUCAACGCGAGGGAGAUAUCAAAGUGGUUGAAGCGGAAAUUGAACGAGCACGGGAGCUGAGCGAUCUGCUGAAUCAGGAUCUGCAAGCGCAGGCGGAGUUUCUGGAGGAGCAACAGCGGAACAACAGGGAGAUUGAGUUGAAUAUUGCUGAGCUGAAUGUUGAGGUGUCGAAGCUCCGGAAUCGCUCGCAGGCUCUAACCGACAGUGUGCAGUUGAAAACGAAUGAGUACCAGGUCACGCGCAAGACGGUGCAGAAUGUGUCGAACAAACUGACGGGAAUGCGAAGCAAGAAUCGGCAAGCUUUGAUAGAGGAAGCGGAAAAGGAGAAGCAAAUUCAGAUCAACCUAAAUCAGCUGGAAGAACUGCGAGAUAAGUAUGAGAAUUUUAAGAGCAAAACGCUGUGUGCCCAGGAACGGCUGAGGCAGUUGAACGAGAUUGUUGAACAAGAGGAAAAGCAGAUAAAAGUACUGAGUGAUGAAACGGUCCGGCUGUCAACGGCACUUUAUCGGGCUCAAACGCAACUGGUUGCCAUGAAAGAUGAGGAUAAGCUGUUGAAAAUUGAAAUAGUCUCCCUGGAGGCGGGUAUAGUGAAGAUUAAGGCGGCGAUGAAGCUGCAAGAACGGGAGAUUAUUCGGCAGACGGAAAUUUCCUACAACGUGGAUUAUAAGAUGGAAAAGAUGGAGGAGAGGAUCGCAAAUAUGAGAGGGGAAAACAAGCAGGAAGGAGCCAACAGGGCGCAUGCUAAGUUAAUGCAAGCCGAGGGUGUCUAUCUGAGUAGAAAGCAAAACUAUUCGCUGCUGCAGGCGCAAAUUGCUAAAGUUCAGAUUGAUUAUCGUCAGCUGAAUGCAGUUUUUCAGCAGGACGGUGCGGAUAUCGAGCGAAUGACCGGCAAGUUGAAGGAGAAGCUGUUGAUUGUGGAAGGAGGCGAGAAGAAGCUGCGACAGGUUACGACCGAAAAUCAGGAGAGACUGGUGGAGAAGAGUCUGCUGAAGAUGAGAAUAAAUCAAAUGGAGUCACGGGUUGACAAGCAGAACAAUAAAAUGUACACUUUGGAGCGUCAUCGUGUGGAACUGGAGACUGCGAUCAACGAGCGGUUGAUUGAUAUACGAUCGCAGAAGGAUAUGUUGUUGCUGAAGAAAAAGUAUCUGCAUGAGGAACGGGCUCAGUUGAAGGCGGACAUUUCUGAGCGGGCUCUGAAAAUCGAGCAGUUGAAGAACCGUUACGAACUUUCGCUUGAUUUGUUGGGUAAGAAUGACGAUGGGACGACGGUGACGGCAACUCAGAUAAAAAUUCAAAACGCUCAGGAGAAAUAUAUGCUGCUGAGAGAGGGCAGUGAGUUGAACGUGAGAAUUCUCAAAGCUGAAGAGGAUCUUAAGGCACUGGAAAACACGCUGAAGCUGAUGAAUUUCACGAAUGAAACUUACAAGCGCGGGUUUCAGACGAUGGACGAAGACAAUCCGGAUAUUCAGCAGAUGCAGCAGAUUCAGAGUGACUACUGCCGGGCACUGAGUGCGCUGAAGAGUGUACGAACGGAUUUGGCGCUGAACACUGAAAAUCUGCACAAUCUAAACGAGGAACGAGAGGAAAGUGACAAGGCGCUGGAGGCGGCACAGAAGACGCGCCUCGACAACAACGACAUUCUGCUGAAGAUCCAAAAAGAGCUGCUCGAUCAAAAUACCAAAAUUCAACGGGCCGAACGCGAGCUUCGGCUGGCGGUUAAAGCGGCCAAAGCAAAAACCAAUGACGAGGAUCUGCUGGUCACGUUCCAGAAGGAUUUGAACCUCAAGGAGCUGGAGGAACGGAACGACAUGGUAAUGCACCAGAUAGCCGACCUGAUCGAGCAGGUUCCGGAGCUCAAUCCGACGGUGAACAAGUAUUUCUACGAGAAGGCGCUACGGUUGCCAGUGGUGCGACGUGCCAAGAGUCAGAUUUCGUGGCGCAGUGAAAAUUCCCCCGGAUCGGAGUACAGCGUUCGGGGCGAUACGCCUUCCUCGAAGCAGAUGUCCAAAAUAUCCGCCUGUUCUGCAUCGAGCCGUUCAUCGGACUCGUCGGACAAUAUUGCCAAAUCGUUCGACAACCGGAUGAGCGCUGGACUGUCGGUGAUUCUGAUUGAUUUUCCCGGUGCAAGCGGUAAGAAAGGUCAGCCUCCAGCGAAAAAGUAA